CGGGUGAUUCUGAGGCUGUCUCGCGUGUGCUGCUAAGCGAGAAAUGCAAGUAUGGCAUCUACUGAAGAAAGCUUCCCUCGAGGUGGUACCCAGAAGAAACCCGAAAAGGGGAGAGCACCCAGGCAGUCAAUAGAGCAGGAUAACUUAUUUGAUACCCACCAUGAGGAAGGAUCUCAGAAAAGGAAGAGGAACCAGGAGCAGCCAGAAAAGCGGAAAAAACUCAAGGCGGAGAAAAAACAAGCUGUUAAAGACAGUGCCAGAGAUUUUGACCUGCUCACAGUUGAGACCCUGAGUGAAGGGGUGCUGUUGCUUGGCUGCGUGAAGGAGGCCAACAGCUUCGAGCUAGUGGUCAGCUUACCCAAUGGACUCACUGGCUUCGUGCAAGUGACGGAUAUCUGUGACUCCUACACCCAAAUGCUGAGUGAGCAGGUGGCCAAGCAGGAGCUCUUGGAGGAUUUGAAUUCGCUGUCAGACCUGUACCCACCAGGGAUGCUGGUGAGAUGUGCUGUGACCAGUCUGCAGAAGACCACAGAUGGACAUCAGAGUGUCAAGCUGUCUAUUAACCCCAGAGAUGUCAACAAGGCUCUGAACACCUUGGCUCUUAGAUCAGGCAUGCUGCUUUCUGGCUUGGUAUCCAGUGUGGAAGAUCACGGCUACCUCAUCGAUGUUGGAAUCAGCGGCACUAAAGCAUUCCUGCCUCGUCAGAAAGCCCAGGAUUACCUCAAAUCAUCCAACAAAGGGGCUGAGCUGAAAAUAGGGCAGUACCUGAACUGUCUUGUUGAGGAGGUGAAGAACAGUGGGAGGAUUGUCCGUCUGUCUGUGGGUCGAUCUGAGGUUGCUGCUGCCAUUGCGACAGAAGAACAGAACUGGACGCUCAGUAACUUGCUGCCAGGGCUGGUGGUGAAAGCCCAGGUUCAGAAGGUGACUCCAUAUGGUCUCACUCUGAGUUUCCUGUCUUCCUUCACUGGGAUCGUGGACUUCAUGCAUCUGGACCCCAAAAAAGUGGGGAGCUAUUCACAAAACCAGACUGUAAAAGCCUGCAUCCUGUCUGUCCACCCUACAUCCAAGGCAGUACGGUUCACUUUACGGCAGGCCUUCUUCCAGCCUGGUGGCUUGCUAAGCCAGCUCUCUAGUGAUCGCUUUGGGGCUGUGGUGGCAGAGUGUACAGUGAAGGGCUUCUACAAAAAGGCUGGUGCCAUCUUUGAGCUGGAGGAUGGCACUCUGGCCUUUGCACGGCUGAGACAUCUCUCAAACACCAUAAACUCCUUCAAGCCCAGGACUUUUAAGACAGGAAGCAAACACAAAUGUCGAAUCAUUGACUACAGCCUUAUGGAUGAGGUGGCCAUUUUGUCCCUGAAGCGUCAAAUUAUUGAUGCUCCGUUUCUGAGAUAUGAGGACAUCCCUCCUGGGCACGUGGUGGAGGGCAAGGUGUUGGCUCUGAAACCCCAUGGGAUGCAGGUGAAGGUGACUGAUCACAUCAGGGGACUGGUGCCUCGCCUGCACCUGGCAGACAUGCUUCUGAAGCAGCCUGAGAAGAAGUACAGCGUGGGAGAGCAAGUCAAGUGCCGGGUGUUACUGUCCCAUCCUGAAGAGAGGAAGCUCAUCCUCACUCUGAAGAAGACUCUCGUCGGUUCCAAACUUCCAGUCCUUGCCAGUUACGCAGCUGCGAAACCUGGCUUGGUCACGCACGGCGUUGUGGUAUGCGCCAGGGAGUUCGGUUGCAUCGUUAAGUUCUACAAUGAUGUUAAAGGCCUGGUCCCCAGGAAUGAGCUGGGCUCAGAGCCCAUUCCUUCCCCGAAGAAAGUCUUCUAUGAAGGCCAGGUUGUCAAAGUAACAAUCCUCAAAUGUGAGCCUGAGCAGGAGAAACUGCUGCUGUCAUUCAACCUGACUAGCAAAUCAGCUUUGGAGGACGAAGCAGAGCAGGCUCCAAAGAAAAAGCGGGAAGUGACCUAUGAAACUGGACAGAUGGUGGAUGUGAAAGUCUUGAAGAAGAGAGAAAAUGGUUUGGAGGUCUCAAUCUUGUCAGACAAUGUUCCUGCUCACCUUCCCAUGAUGCACCUGUCUGACCACAUUGUUAAUUGCAAACUCCUGUGGCACUGGCUUCAAGAGGAGGACGUUCUCCCCCGGGUUAUGUGCCUAAGUGACAAGGGAGGGCAUGUUAUGUUGUGCAGAAAGCCUGCAUUGAUUUCUGCUGUUGAGGAGGGGCAGGUGGUGAGGAGCUUUUCUGAAAUCCAGCCAGGGAUGCAGCUGACUGGUUUCGUGAAGAACAUUAUGCCCUACGGAGUGUUCGUGGAGUUUCCUUUUGGCCUGGCUGGACUGGCACCCAAAGCGGCCAUGAGUGACAAGUUUGUGACAGACACCAAGGAGCAUUUUGUGGUGGGACAGACGGUGGUUGCCAAAGUGACAAGCAUUGAUGAGGCGAAGCAGCGGGUUCUCCUGUGCCUGAAGCUAUCUGAAUGUAGCGCAGAAGAUCCUGCUGCCAAGAGCAUCUCCUUGCUGAGCCAAUGCUUUGAGGAGAUGAAGGAGGUCAGGAGCAUCAUGAGAAAAAGAGGGCAUUCCAAGGCAGCCCAAAACCUUUACAGCUUAAUGUUCGGGCAGAAACUGGACUUGGUUGUUCAGGAAGUGAAGGAGGACGGCUCAGCACUCUUUAGUGGCAGCCGCAUUGCUGGAUUGACUGUAGCAGCCACUUCCCAUCACCUGGGAGACAGAAACCUUGUCCCUGGUCAGAAAGCUAGAGCCUUGAUUCUGCAUGUAAAUGCCCUUAAAUCCCAAGUUCAUGUCUCCCUUCGAGAAGAGCUGUUGAACCAAAAAGUCAAGCAGUUGAAGGAAAAUUCCCAGCACUCUGCUGUCGUGCAGCAUGUUGCAGAAGAGUUUGCCAUUGCCUCAUUGGUGGAAACGGGUCAGCUGACUGCCAUCCCUGUGGCCUGUCACUUCAAUGACACGUUCCGUUUUGACUCGGAGAGACUGAAGGUGGGGCAAACCAUCUUGGUGACCUUAAAAACAGUGAAGCCGGGUGAACACGGAGUCCUGCUAGCAGUACAAGGCCCAGCCAAGGCAGUUAUAAGACCCCGGAAAGAGUCCGAGACAUUUGAGGAGACCUUGGUUUUAGUGCAGCACUCGCUGCGCAUAGGGGAUACAGUCACUGGGAAGGUGAAGUCUGUCAAGCCCACCCGCAUCACAGUUGCCAUCAGUGACGAACUGACAGGUUGUAUCCACGCAUCGCAGAUCUUGGACAAAGUUCCGAUUGGCACCUUUCCAACAUCCAAGCUGAGACCUGGCCAGAAAGUGACUGCGAGGGUCAUUGGAGGCAGAGAUGUGAAGACGCACAGGUACUUGCCCAUCACCCAUCCACACUUCACAAAGACCAUUCCAGAACUCAGCCUUCGGCCAAGUGUGCUGAAGGGGAAAGGCUGCACAACUCUGAACACUGAAGGGGAUGAACUGAGCGAGGAGCUCAAGGCUUACAAAGUCGGGCAGACGGUGACCUGCUUCAUCAAGAAGUACAAUGUCAUCAAGGGCUGGCUGGAGGUAGAGGUCACCCCGGACAUUCGAGGAAGGAUUCCACAUCUGCUGCUUUCCCUCAAGCCCAAGGUCUUCAAGCAUCCAGAGAAGAGCUUCAGGAGCGGACAAGCUUUGUCUGCUACAGUGACUGGCAUGAAUCCCACCAGCACCAACCUCUGUUUGUCCCUUACGGGAAUCCACUCCCUAGAGAAAGGGACCAUCACUUUGGGCACCAUAAAAAACGUGACCCCUCAUGUUGGCUUGAUUGUGGCGCUUCCCUUUGGCAAGAUUGGCAAUGCCAGCCUCUUCCACCUGAGCGAUUCGUACAUGGAGCAGCCGUGGGAGCACUUCCGCGUGGGUGAGAUCGUCAGGUGUUGCAUCCUUUCCAAUGAAGAUGGUAAAAUCCAAGUCUCCCUCCGGCAGUCCAGAACAAAUCCUAAGAGCAAUAGUGAAGUGGAAGAUGCUGAAAUUACUUGCGUCGAUGAUGUGAAGGAAGGCCAGUUGAUCCGAGGCUAUGUCAAAUGCAUCAAGGCUUCAGGCGUGUUUUUUGCUUUGUCCAGCUCUGUUGUGGGCCGAAUCCGGUUCCAAAAGGUUGCCCCCUACUUUGUAUCGAAGCAAGCUGUGUAUGAGGAGUACCUGCCGGAAGGGAAGCUGCUCACAGCCAGGGUUCUCAGUGUGAAUAGCCAGGAGGACCACAUAGAGCUCUCCCUCCUGCCUAAGGACACUGGGAAGUUGAGUGUCUUGCCCAAGUCCCUGGGCCUGCCCCUCCAUGAAACAAAGCAGGAGAAGAAGGGUGAGGAGCUUAAGAAGCUGAAGGCGAAACGGAGAAGACGAGACUCUGAAAGCGAGCAGGAGGCAAAGCCAAAGAAAAAGAAAAUGCAUCCUGCUGACAAAGAUGACAGUGGGGUUGAAGUCUAUUGCUGGGAGGAAGAGGAAGAAGAGGAGGAAGAGGAGAAUAAAAGCANNUUCAAGCAAGAGGUAAAGCACAUGGAGGCUCCAAGACUGCAGGUUUCUACUGGCUUCACCUGGGACGAGGGACUAAAUGCACUCAAGGUGCCGGCAUUGAGUCAGCCAGAGGAGAGCUCGGACAGCGAGGAGGACGAUGAUCCACAGGCCACGCUGAAGAAGCAAAACAAGAAGGAGAAAGAGCUGGAAAAACAGAGAGUGGAAAAGGAGCUCUGCAAAAUAGAAACUGCCUUGAUGGACCCCACUCGGCAGCCCCAGAGUGCGGAUGACUUUGACCGCCUGGUGCUCAGCAACCCCAACAGCUCCAUCCUGUGGCUGCAGUACAUGGCUUUCCAUCUCCAGGCCACCGAGAUCGAGAAGGCCCGCGCUGUGGCUGAAAGGGCGCUCAAAACUAUCUCCUUCAGGGAGGAACAGGAGAAACUGAAUGUGUGGGGAGCUCUGCUGAACCUGGAGAACAUGUAUGGUACUGAGGAGACGCUGAUGAAGGUCUUUGAGAGAGCUGUUCAGUACAACGAGCCCCUGAAGGUCUUCCAGCAUUUGGCAGACAUCUACACCAACUCUGAGAAGUACAAGCAAGCAGAAGACCUGUACCACACGAUGCUGAAGCGCUUCCGUCAGGAGAAAUCUGUGUGGCUGAAGCAUGCCACCUUCCUCCUGAAACAAGGCCAGACCGAGGCCACACACAAGCUCCUGGAACAUGCCCUCAGGGGGCUGCCAGUCAAAGAACAUGUGGAUGUGAUUUCCAAGUUUGCUCAACUCGAGUUCCAGUUUGGGGACCCAGACCACGCCAAGGCUCUUUUUGAGAGCACACUCAGCAGCUAUCCCAAACGCACUGACAUCUGGUCCAUCUACAUAGACAUGUUGAUCAAACAUGGCAGCCAGAAGGAAGUACGGGAUGUUUUUGAGCGGGUCAUUCACCUAAGCCUGGCACCAAAGAGGAUGAAGUUUUUCUUUAAACGCUACCUGGAUUAUGAGAAGAAAUAUGGCACAGCGGACACUAUCCAGGCUGUGAAAGCCGCAGCGCUGGGGUAUGUGGAGUCCAAGAGCUCCCUUGUUGAGAGUUAAGUCCCAAAACAGAGGGACUUGAUUACUGCUACCAGUGGCUGUGUGAGCAGAAGGGAUGCACAGAAAUGGACUGCAGGUGUCCACAAACAGGGCUUCUUGUGAGAGCACCAGCAGCCAGCUGGACUGUCUGGGACCCCCCGAAGGCAGAAAGAACCUGCUGGCUGAAGAGAGGACGUUGUUCGUGUUCAUAACUUGCCCAGCAGUACAACUGACUUCCCAUGUGCCGCUGACUUUGGAUGUAGUUAUUUAAAUGCAGAUUGUUUUAUAAGCAAUAGAAACACAGCUACCCCUGCCUGUUCUGCUUUCCUAUGGAAAACGUACAUUUGUUGACUUUACAUUUUUCAAUACAGUUGAUAAGUCAGUCUCCCUUCAGAAUUUUCUUUUCCCUCCAUCCUUUUUUCAACACUGCCAAGAAGGUUCUCAUGUUUCAUCUACAUUAGUAUUGUCAGAGAUUGGUCUCUGGUGCCUUUUUGUUGCUGCCACUCUUCUUGAUUUUAGGCUUUUUUUUAAAGCCUACAAGUAUCUAAUUGAACUUGCUGAAAAUGUAAAAUUGCAAAUGAUCCUGCUGAAGGACGGAACAUUUCAGGAAAUGGGAUAGAGGUCUCUAAGCUGAGAAAAGAAGCUAAGUUUUAGAUGCUGGAAAAUAAUUGGUUCUGCUUUAAUAUUUUCCAUUUCAGACUGUUUCCCUAGGUACCAACAGGUCUAUCCCUAUAUGUGCCCCAAACUAUCCCGUCUUAGCCGAGCACAUCGGCAGCCAUCUCACGGCCUAAGCCCAGUGGGAAUCCAAAAAUAAACCGUUCUCCAUC
Gavialis gangeticus (Gharial) is the source of this 6338-nucleotide messenger RNA. RefSeq names its product programmed cell death 11 (gene PDCD11). The record is from RefSeq and is a predicted model, not a curated record. NCBI's taxonomy places the organism in Eukaryota, Metazoa, Chordata, Crocodylia, Gavialidae. Bases 52 to 5532 code for a protein of 1826 amino acids. Gene Ontology annotation, biological process: rRNA processing. Gene Ontology annotation, molecular function: RNA binding; protein binding. Gene Ontology annotation, cellular component: small-subunit processome; nucleus; nucleolus. The transcript is spliced from 36 exons.